CAAUCCUACCUCAACAGCGACGGUUGAACGCGACCAUUGUAAUAGAAGCAGCCGCCCCUAGUGCUCAGAAGGAUGCCGAGAAGACCACGGGUAAUAUUGCUGUUAGUGAACAGGAGCACCUCCUCUACUUCCAGAAUGUCUUCCCAGUGCGACUUGCACUGUGGGACGUUCGAAGCUAUCUUACCAGGUUCCAGCCGAAACAAGUGACUGAGAACCUCCUCCGUGACUCCAUACCACCGAACCUCCCAAUCCAGAUCACGCAAAUUCAGCCUAGGAUGAAAGACGGUGGUGCCUUUGUAAGGUUUGCAAGUGAUCCGGCUCUCACGAUGGAGGAGAUCGAGGCGAAGCUCCAGGAGCACCUGUCUGGUCCAGGCAAAAUCCACCCCUGGUUCAACCCAUUGGAAGGACUCAAUGGAUGGGUUGUGCGCGGUAAGCCCUGGCUGGAGGAUCUCGCAAUGAGAUAUCCAAGUAGGAGGCUUCGAGUCGAAUUUGAAGGGGCGGCCGACCUGCCUCAAGAAAAGCUAUACGAGCUCUUCCGCCGGUAUGGACGCUUGGUGGAUAUCGUCCCUGCUUCACCGAAAGAUAGCCCUAGGGUGGCUCAGUUGGUCUUCGGUACGAGGCGAUCAGCCAUAGCUGCGAAGAACUGUCUCCACGGUAUGGAGGUUGGUGGCAUCAAAAUGCGCAUCACUUAUGAGCGUACGCAUUCAUGGGCGCGUGCGUUAUGGGAUUGGAUUGUUAACCACCCUAGAGUCACCAUCCCCGCCUUCGCCGCUCUCUUCGCUACUAUCCUCGUCACAAUCUUCGAUCCUGUACGGACUUGGUUCAUUAAAAACAAGAUCUCAAGGAGUUGGCAUCUGGAGGAGUCUAGUGCUGUUCAGUGGUUGAAGAGAAAUACCGUUCAUCUCAUUGGUGGACGCAGACGGUCUUUGGAUGACGAGCGUGCUGCAUGGAUGGAUCGCGGUGAUUCUGCUGCUCAGAUUCAAGGCUGGCUUGGUGAAAACAAGGAAUCUUUCAUCGUUGUUCAGGGUCCUCGAGGUUCUGGAAAGCGAGAGCUGGUUCUGAACGGCGUGCUGAAGGGGCGCAAAAAUGUGCUGGUCCUGGAUUGUGAGAACCUCGCGGAGCAACAUGGUGAUUCGAAUGUGAUCAAGGCAGCUGCGAACCAGACCGGAUACUUCCCCGUAUUCUCCUGGUUGAACUCAAUGAGCUCCAUGCUUGACUUGGCAGCACAAGGUACUAUUGGUCAGAAGACUGGCUUCACCGAGACGUUGGAGACGCAGUUCCGCAAGAUUCUCCAGAACACUGCGACUGCUCUGAAAACCCUUGCAAUUGAGAACAAACCUACGACGAAGCCAGUUGUUAGGGAUGAAGACUACCUUGAAAACCACCCCGAGGUUCGUCCCGUUGUCGUCAUCGACAACUUCCUCUACAAGGCGGAGAGCGGUAACAUGGUGUUGUAUGAGAACAUGGCGACUUGGGCAGCUUUGCUUUGCGAAGCCAACGUUGCUCACGUCAUCUUCUUGACGAACGAUAUGGGUUAUGCGAAGACCUUGGCAAAAGCUUUACCCGACCGUGUGCCAAAGGUUGUCACCUUGGGUGAUGCCAACCCUGCGGCUGCGGAGAAGUAUGUCAUCCGACGCCUUCAGGACACUCUUGAGGACACCACUACCACUGACGGCGGCGAGGUGAAGGCCACCGUAGAGCGCAAGCCUCUCGAGCUUAGCAGGUGCAUCCAAGUCCUUGGUGGUCGCUUGACGGAUCUCGAGGUCUUGGCUUUGCGCAUCAGGAAUGGCGAGACUCCCGAAGCUGCUUUGAGUGCUAUGGUCAAGGCAAGCGCUGCGGAGGUGAUGAAGGCGUACUUCCUCGCCAUUAGUGGAGGAUGGAAACCGGAACAAGCAUAUGUCCUCCUCAGAGGUCUGGCUGAGAAUGGUGAGAUGAAGUACAAUGAGGCGCUCCUUGAUCCGAUGUUCGGUGACAGCUCCGAGGCGAUUCAGGCGCUUGGUGCUGCAGAGAUGAUCUCUAUUGCAACAGUCAACGGCCGGCCCAGCAAGAUCAAGCCAGGAAAGCCGAUCUUCCGUGAGUCCUUCAGAACAAUCCUGGAGGAUAAGGUGUUCUGUGCGCGUAUGGAACUUGACAUGCGAAAGGCUUUGAAGGUGGCCUCUGUCUCCGGUAUUCAGAAGGCUGAGGAGGAGCUGCGGGUGGUGAGAGCUUUGGGUUUGGAGAGUAAAGGCUGGUUUGGACGUAUACACGUCAGCGAACGUGAGAAGUAUUUGCGGAGGCAGAUUAAGACGGAGCAGAAAAAUGUCAUGAGGUUGGAGGAGGAGAUGGCUCAGCUCAAGGCAGUUUUGAAGACGGAUGCUUAGUGGCACAAGGAGUUUGGUCAAGACGUGAUUGGAAGCUGCUGGCCAGCGCCUUGUACGAUAGCCACGUGAGGCGUUCUUGGAUAAUUACUUCUCUCAAUUGUAAUGACUAUUGAUACUCAACUGACU
This is a messenger RNA of Saitoella complicata NRRL Y-17804, 2486 nucleotides long. RefSeq lists its product as uncharacterized. Gene Ontology annotation, molecular function: RNA binding. The record is from RefSeq and is a predicted model, not a curated record. Gene Ontology annotation, cellular component: mitochondrial inner membrane. The transcript is spliced from 2 exons. Lineage: Eukaryota; Fungi; Ascomycota; Saitoellomycetes; Saitoellales; Saitoellaceae. Bases 276 to 2360 code for a protein of 694 amino acids.